GCGCUCGUCCCUCUUUAACGGGAGUUCCUCCGGUGUUCCUCCGGUAGUCAUGUCCCGUUAACCGGUUUGAGUCGGUAGUUUGGACGAGAGAGAGGUGAACUAAAUACCGGAGCAGAGCUGGAAGCAGACAUGGAGCCAGUGCGUCAGUGGAGCCCGCAACAAGUGGUGGACUGGAUGAAAGGUCUGGACGACAGCCUGCAGCAGUACGUCCCGUCCUUCCAGCAGCAGCAGGUGGACGGGGAGAAGCUGCUCAGGAUGUCCCACCAGGAGCUGCUGUCUCUGGGCUUGUCGCGGGUCGGACACCAGGAGCUGGUGCUGGAGGCCGUGGAUCUGCUCUGUGCACUGAACUACGGUGUGGAGAAGGACAACCUGAAGACGUUGGUGGGGCGGAUGAGAGCGGCGCACCACAACCUGAGCGGCUCGGUGUCGCAGCGCAGGAAGAACCCGGCCUACCACAACAAGAUCUCCCAUCAGCCCUCCAACGAGUUCCUCACCGCCGUGGUCGAGCUCAUCGGAGCCGCCAAGAGUCUGCUGGCCUGGCUGGACGGGACUCCUCUGACGAGCACCAACGACUUCACCUCCACCAAAAGCAGAAUCAUCCAGCUGUGCCUGGAGCUGACCUCCACCGUCCAGAAGGACUGCACUGUUUAUGAGAUUGAGGAGAAGAUUCUGGAAGUGUCCCGAGCUCUGACCGGCGUCUGCGAGAAAACGGCCCAGAUGACCUCUGACCCCUCAAAGAGCGAGCUGUCCUGUCUGGAGGAGGUGCCCAUCACCAACGUCAAGCCUGGGGAGGGACUGGGUAUUUACAUCAAGUCCACCUACGACGGGCUUCACGUCAUCACAGGAACCACAGAGAAUUCUCCUGCAGAUAAAACCCAGAGGAUUCACGCUGGAGAUGAAGUCGUUCAGGUCAACAAACAGACAGUGGUGGGCUGGCAGUUGAAGCACCUGGUGGAGAAGCUGAGGGCGGAGUCUGGAGGCGUCGUCCUGACGGUGAAGAAGAGGCCGUCUGGAACCACCUGCGGCUUCGCACCCGCCCCGCUGAAGAACAUGCGCUGGAGGCCGCCGCUCAUACAGACCUCUCAGGGAGCUCCGGGUCUCUACAGAACUCGACAGCCAGAAACAUCCGACGCUCCUGGGAAGAAAGGGAAGACGGCCAUAUUGGAUUUGUACGUCCCUCCUCCUCCUGCAGCACCUUACGCACCGCUAGACGGGAACAUCAACAUGUCUCCGGUUUUGAAACGGAGGCCCAAGUCUCCAAACUCGUGUCUGGACGCAGACGUGCGGCGACGCUUCACGUUCAUUGACGACAACAGGACGGCCGUCAGCCCCCCCCCACCUGAACCCAGCCAACCAAUCCCUGUGUGCCUUAGACAGCGCUCGUCUACACGCUGCAAACCUCGACCCGUGUCCAUGCCGGUGGAGUCGUUCUCAGGUGACCCGUCCUCCAGACCCGGUGCUCAGGGAAGGAAAGACAACCUGCACAGAUAUCUGAGCAACGAGGGGAUCAGCACCAUCACAGAGGAGGAGCCAUGUUACCCUCUGCCGUAUCGAGGACACCCGUCUGUCCGCGGCGUCGACCACAUCCGGGGCAGCCAGUGCUUCAUCAACGCCAACCUGCACAACAGCGCCACCAUCCCGUACCAGGAAGCGGCGUCCAAGAAGCCUUCCGCCUCCACCUCCGCCGCCGCUCCUCCUCCUCAGGCUGCGACCAAACCGUCCACGUCGCUGCUCGGCGGCUGGCUGGCUCGUCUCAGGCUGCUCAGCCACGCUGCUUCCUCCUCUGCUGAGCGUCAUUCUGCUGCAGAGACAACCACACUGCUGGACGUCCAACCUGCAGCGGGCUCUGCAGCCAUGAGUCGACGGCGGGUCUCGGUCAGGGAUCUGGGCCUGGUGGACUGUCAGGGCUGGCUCCUCCGCAGGAAGCAGCACCGCAGCUUCCUGGGAAGCAAAUGGAUGAGAUACUGGUUCGUCCUGAAGAAGAGUUCUCUGUACUGGUACACCAGCAAGACGGCGGAGAAAGCAGAAGGAUUCAUCCACCUGUCCGGCUUCACAAUCGAACCGGCCCAACAGUGCAAAAAGAAACAUGCCAUAACAGCCAGCCAUCCUCUAGUUGUGACUAUUUUCAUCGCUGCAGAGAGCUUCAAAGACAUGAACAAGUGGAUCAGCAAGCUGUCCGAAGCCACUGAGCCCAGUGAGCUGAUCGACACCAAAGAGUGCUACAGUGAGAGCAGCGAUCAGGACGGCGAGGAGCUCGUCUCCACUUCCUGUUCUCUGAACUCUGAGCAGGAAACAGAAGAUUCUGUAAAUGUAGACGUUCUUCAUCCAGUCUGUGAGUCGACAUCCUGCGACUCCACGCCGCCCGCUGAAAACAGACGAAGAAGUACCUCGGAGGGUGGAGGUCUGACUAGAAACAGAAGAAGAAGAAAAGCCUCAGAGGGCGGUGAGCCGCUGUCAGAGCUGGACGUCCCGGAGCCCGAUGGAGCCGGUGGAGCAGCGUCCGUCCCUCUGCUCCACGUCGACGAAGGAGAACCAAAAGAGGAGGUGGUCCUCGAGAAGCCAGCUGAUGAGAUGGAGCGUCUCUACAAACACCUGAAGGCCAGCAGCUUGUCUCCCAUUGGACAGUCCAGUCGGCGGGACUUCAGAGCGUCGUUCAUCAGACGAUGUCCGAACGACAAAAUGAACGAAAAGCUUCACCUGCUCCGGAUCCUCGGCAGCACGAUGAAGGCCAAAGAGGCGGAGCUUCUGGCGGUGGAUCAGAUCCUGACCAACCCGAGUCUUGCGGCGUCCACAUACAGGACGUGGAGACUCUCCAACUUCCUGCUGCUGCAACAGAUCGCUGAACGCAGCCAGGCAGCAGGGGGCGCUGCAGAGCGGACGCCUCGGGACGCGUUAAGGCCGAGAUGAGGAAGACUACUGUGAAAAUCCAACAGAAGAGACCACGGGACCCUUAUCUUAUCUUAGCAGAGUGUCCUCGAUCCCCAUUUUUCAUGCGUUUUUCUACAAAAGUACAGCAACACAAGUCAACCUCUGCGCGUUACAUGCAGACAGUCUUUUCAAAAUGAACUUCUGUGUUCACAGGAAGCAGCUCAGUUAUGUUGAGGCAACAAAACUACCUAUUUUGGAGACACGACUCUAAAAUGAACUCGCUCCGUUUUAUUCUGUUAAAUCUCUCUUAAAAAAACACACUUUUUCCAGAAUUGCUUUCUCUUGAAUCUGUACUUUUUCCGUUUUUACUUGACUUGUUUUUAAUAUGUUUUUAUUGAUUUAUACCUUUCUUUGUAAUUUGUGUUUGGUUCAUUGUUUGGAAGAAAAAAGCUGCGUUGUUUAUGUUUUAAAAGCAGAACAAAACAAAACAAAAAACAGCUUUUCUGUUUUAAAAAUGGAAAAACAUUGGAGUGUUUUUUGUUUUGUUUUCUACAUAACUGGAGCUUUUGUUGAUUCUGCAGUUUUUCUGUUUGUUUUUUUAUUUUCAUUUUUUACGGUCUGAUUUUUAUAACAAAACAUUAUUUCAGUAUUAAAUCUCUUUUUAUUUAUCAUUUAUCUGUUUUUG
Anoplopoma fimbria (sablefish) is the source of this 3553-nucleotide messenger RNA. RefSeq names its product cnksr family member 3 (gene cnksr3). The transcript has 22 exons. The coding region runs from base 130 to 2907 and encodes 925 amino acids. NCBI's taxonomy places the organism in Eukaryota, Metazoa, Chordata, Actinopteri, Perciformes, Anoplopomatidae. Gene Ontology annotation, biological process: regulation of signal transduction. Gene Ontology annotation, molecular function: protein binding. Gene Ontology annotation, cellular component: cytoplasm; membrane. The record is from RefSeq and is a predicted model, not a curated record.